GUCACUAAUACUAAAUGUCCCGUUCUGCUCUUUCCACUUUUUUUUCCUGGUCCCUUCAGAAGAGGGUGAUGAGGGUCGGGUGGGAGGGCUCUCACGGUGACUCUGAAAAACUCAAGUCACUCCAGCAUCUGAGCCGAGCUGAGUUGAGUGUAUGUGAUCCCACAGUUCACCUUUCUACAUCAGACCGCAAGACCUUUCCUCUCGGACAGCUGCAGUGAGAUCGCUGUCACUAAAGAUGGAGGGUGAGAAGAGAACAUUAGAGGCAGGUACCAAAGAGCAACCUGAUAUGACGGGUCCCCUGACAGCCGAACAGCUGGCAGCUAUAGAGGAUGAAGAGAUCCUCAAUAAUAUGCUAGAUAAGGCUGUGGAUUUUGAGGAGAGGAAAAUGAUCCGCGCUGCCAUGAGAGAACUGCUGAAGAGAAAGAGGGAGCGGCGUGAUAGAGAGCGGGCGGCCCGAAUGGAGAACCUGCGUCAGCAGGGUGGUGGAGGAAAGACAGCUGCUGGACUGAAUAAGGACCAGAAACCCGCUAAUGGCCCGAGCGGCGCUCAGUACAAUGCACACAGGACGGCUCAGGCAAAAUUAUUUUCUCCACCAACCUCUACUUCCUCUCCAAAAACUGUGGGCAGCCCGGCUCAGUCCCAUGUGGCCAGGGUUAAAGUGCCGGGCAGCUCGGCGGUCGGGGGCCCAAAUGCCAAAGAUGUCAAACAGAUGCUGCUGGACUGGUGCCGGGUCAAGACUGAACCAUAUGAGGGUGUGAACAUCCAUAAUUUCUCCUCUAGCUGGGCAGAUGGUCUGGCGUUUUGUGCCCUGGUGCACAGGUUCUUCCCAGAGAGCUUUGAAUACUGCACUCUCGACCCCUAUGAUCGCAGGGCCAACUUUGAGAAGGCAUUCAAGACUGCAGAGACACUAGCUGACUGUCCUCGCCUGCUGGAUGUUGAUGACUUGAUGCGGAUGCGAGAGCCAGACUGGAAGUGUGUGUACACAUAUAUCCAGGAGUUUUACCGCUGCCUAGUAGAGAAAGGCCUCGUCAAGACUAAAAAGAAGAUGCCAUAGAAACUUUCACAUUUUGAGCAUUUCACUGUAAAUGACCAAAGAACUACAAAAGGCACACAACACAGCGCACAUGUGACCUGAAGCUUCUACCAAAGAUCAGUCUAUUAUGUACUCAUGCUCUUCUCUGUUUCAUACACGCAUGCAGCGGAUGAGGAUUAUAACCUGUGUGUUUUGUGCUCGGCU
Molecule: messenger RNA, 1237 nt
Organism: Sinocyclocheilus anshuiensis
Lineage: Eukaryota; Metazoa; Chordata; Actinopteri; Cypriniformes; Cyprinidae
Product: smoothelin-like
Exons: 8
Coding region: 236-1054 (272 amino acids)
Molecular function (GO): protein binding
Source: RefSeq, a predicted model, not a curated record